Molecule: messenger RNA, 3447 nt
Organism: Zygotorulaspora mrakii
Lineage: Eukaryota; Fungi; Ascomycota; Saccharomycetes; Saccharomycetales; Saccharomycetaceae
Gene: IRE1
Product: bifunctional endoribonuclease/protein kinase IRE1
Exons: 1
Coding region: 1-3447 (1148 amino acids)
Biological process (GO): mRNA processing; IRE1-mediated unfolded protein response; intrinsic apoptotic signaling pathway in response to endoplasmic reticulum stress
Cellular component (GO): IRE1-TRAF2-ASK1 complex
Molecular function (GO): RNA endonuclease activity; protein serine/threonine kinase activity; ATP binding
Source: RefSeq, a predicted model, not a curated record
AUGAUGAAAAUAAACUCAAUACAACUGUUUAUAUACUCGAUAGUGUUUUUGGCGACAUUUUGCUUGGGUGCAAAUCCAUGGCCUGAGCUAGAGAUAGAUCGUGUUACCAAAAAGAGGAAAAAUGAUGAAAAUUAUAUUGAGGAUGUACAAUAUCAUACUGUGCGACCUACUAUCUUUCGUAAGCGAAGAACGGAUGAGCCUUAUCUUGCAAAUCAGCCGGUAGGAACAUGGACAGAACUUCGAUCCAAUGUAAGAAAAAAUGCACAACCUACACCUCUCAGAGUUGAUGAACCACCUUUCGAGCGACAAGAUGGAAGAACAAUUGCUGUGGGGAGAACCGCCAUUCUGCCAUACCGAAAACCGAAAUCCUUAGAUCUCUUCUCACUGUCAAAUUUAUUAUUGGUGACGAAUGUUGAAGGAGGUCUUCAUGGUAUCGAUAGACAAAAUGGACAAUUGCUGUGGUCAAUUGAUUCUGUACAUACCGAACCUCUGGUAACUUCUUCAGAGGAAGCACGCAAGAGUAUAAAUGAAACUUUAAUCAUAGAGCCCUAUAGAGAUGGAGGUAUUUACUAUUUCAACGUUUAUCAAGGUCUGCAGAGAUUACCAAUUUCAAUCAACCAGUUGAUUUCUUCAUCUCCUAUGCACUUAAAAACUGAUGUAAUAAUAGAUGAACUAGGUACUGUCGUGGAGGACGAAAAGAUCUAUACUGGUUACAGAUCCACAGCAAUGUACACUAUUGAUGCUCGUACCGGUGAAAUUCUGUCAGAGUUCGGUCCAGGUACUGAAAACAAGAACUUCAAGAAAGAAGGCGAGGUUUGUAUUUCUAAAGGUUUUAACAUGGAAGAAUGCGAUAAAAUAUUAAUAAUUGGCAAAUCUACUUAUCAUUUGGGUAUCCAUUCGACGGAUGGUUCCACUUUUAACGUUACAUAUUCUAACUGGCAACAGAAUUCAAUUGACAUGCAUUUAAAUACUGAAAAUCUGUUCUCUCAAGACGGUAUCUACAUUGCACCAUUUCGAGAUAAGUCUGUCUUGGCGAUCGAUGCAGAUUUCAAAAUUGCAAAAUGGGUUUCUUCUGAUUUUCCUGCUAUCGUAAAUGGAAUCUUUGAUGUUUUCGAGGAUGACACUCAAGAUGAAAAUAUUUUAAUCCCACAUCCAUUCAAAUUACCAGGUGAUGAAACAUACCACGAAAGUAAAGUCUAUUUAGACCAGACGAAGGAUCACACUUGGUUCGCAUUGUCCUCGGAAAAUUUCCCAUCUUUAGUUGAUGCUGCACCUACAUCAAAAUUUUGCCUUAGUGACAGAUGGAGGGUUUCUUCAAUAUUGAAAAAUGAAGAACUUUUUAGAACAGCAGUGACAGGUGUUCAUGAUCUAAUAGACGUCAAGUAUGAGCACAUUAAUACUGGAACUGAAUUAAAUGAUAUUCCUUCGUUGCCAGAUACCUCGCACUUAUUGCUUGAUCCCCCACCACUAGAUAGCUCAAUUGCACAAAGAAGUGAAUAUUCCAGGCACAAUGAAAUUGAAAAGUAUUUAUCACCUGGGGAACUCGACGCUUAUAGAUUAAAAGUAGAAAAACAGAUUGCCCACGAAAUGCUUCAAAGAAGGAGCGAUGGUUCUGUAUUGCUCGCUUUGGGAAUGUUUUUGUACCGAAUCAUCGAAGGAGGGUUUGUAUUGGUUUUUGCUUUGCUUGUUUUGAUAGUUCUGCAAAAGUUCAAAAUCAUACCACCGCUAAACGUUUUGUUGGAAAAAUCUGGUUUGAUUUCUGCUAAAGGUCUUAAGAUUGCUGAUGUCAAGAUAUCUGAGGUUCGUGUUGAAGAGAAUCACAAUAGUGAUCAAGGGAAAGGCUCAACUAAAUCAAGCAAUGGGCCGAUGAAUGAUAACCAUCGCUUCAGUCCUGCAAGCGAAGGCACUACGAGUUUUGGCGAAGAGCUCAAUCAUGAGUCAGAAAUUAGAAAUUCUCAUGCAGAUAUCUCAGAAAAUUCCACUGCAGAGAAAAGAAAAAGGAAGAGAGGCUCAAGAGGGGGUAAAAAGGGCAAAAAACAUCAACAGUAUGACGUUGAUUCAGAAGAGCUUCACAAAGUAGAUACACUAGAAGUUGAAAAUAAUUUGAAAAGUCUAAGUGUCUCAGAAAAAGUUUUGGGGUAUGGUUCCUCGGGUACAGUUGUUUUACAAGGAAGUUUCCAAGGAAGGCCUGUUGCCGUAAAAAGGAUGUUACUCGAUUUUUGCGAUCUUGCAUCUCAAGAGAUAAAACUUCUUACUGAAAGCGACGAUCAUCCUAACGUAGUACGUUAUUUUUGUUCUGAAGCAACAGAAAAAUUUCUUUACAUCGCUUUAGAGCUUUGUAACUCUACGUUGGAAGACUUGGUAGAGCCAAAAAAAUCAUCAAGUCUAUCUUUCAAACUGCAGAAUGCGGAGGAUUCGAUAAAUGUCCUCUACCAAAUUACAUCAGGUGUGGCUCACCUGCACUCUUUGAAAAUCAUUCAUAGAGAUAUAAAACCGCAGAAUAUUCUGGUGGCGGCACCAAAACAAUCAGCUUUCGGAAAACAUGGAAUGGAUGGCAGGGCUAGAAUUCUCAUAUCCGAUUUUGGCCUUUGCAAGCAGUUAGAUGGGGAUCAAUCGUCAUACAGAACUAAUUUCACAAACAUUGGCGGUACCAGUGGUUGGCGGGCACCAGAAUUAUUAGAUGAAUCCACAAGGAAACUUCUGGAAUCCAUGUCCAAAGUUUCGGCAAAUGAAGGUCACGAUUCUUCAUCAAGUGAUUCCUUUUUCGAUCUUGUUACCAAACAAAGAUUAACCAGAUCAAUUGAUGUUUUCUCUCUUGGGUGCGUCUUUUAUUAUGUGUUAUCAAAGGGUGAGCAUCCUUUCGGUAGCCGCUAUUUGCGCGAAGCUAACAUCAUAAACAGCAAAUGCAAUCUGUCUGAUCUGAGCAAAACCCUCAAGGAUCGGUCGCUGGUUGUCGAAGCCCGGGAUCUCAUCGUGCGAAUGGUGAAUAAAGACCCUUUAAAGAGGCCAAGCGCGUCAAGUAUUCUAAAUCAUCCAUUAUUUUGGUCUAAUACGAAAAAGCUGGAAUUUCUUUUGAAAGUCAGUGACCGGUUCGAAGUUGAAAGGAGAGAUCCACCAAGUCCUUUGCUACUCAAGUUAGAAGCGCAUUCGAAAGAAGUAAUACUAAACUCGGAUUGGACCUCUAAGUUCGAUCGGGAGUUUAUGGAUAAUUUAGGUAAAUAUAGAAAGUACAGCGGUGAAAAACUAAUGGAUCUGUUAAGAGCUCUAAGAAAUAAGUAUCAUCAUUUCAUGGAUUUGCCAGAAAGUUUAGCCGCCAUUAUGGGACCGGUUCCCGAUGGCUUUUACAGCUAUUUUAUCAAGCGUUUUCCAAAUCUGUUAAUGGUCACCUAUUAUGUGGUUAAACAUAAUUUUCAAGAUGACCAAAUAUUCGCCAAAUAUUUUGGAUAG